AUGGCUGCUGGUGAUUUGACAGCAGGUUUCAUCUUAUUGUUACAGACUGUAUUUGGAAUGCUGGGAAAUUUCUCUCUUCUUUACCAUUAUCUUUUCCUUUAUUGCACUGGGAUCAGGCUGAAGAGCAUAGAUUUGCUUGUCAAGAACCUGAUUGUAGCCAACAUUUUAGUUCUUUUGUCUUGUGGAUUCCACAAUAUAGUGGCCAAUUUUCAGUGGCAUCAUCUCGACAGAGAUUUUGCUUGCAGAUUUUUCCCUUAUGUCCGUGUAGUGGGCAGGGGAGUGUCCAUUGGCACCACCUGCCUCUUGAGCGUCUUCCAGGUCAUCACGAUCAGUCCCAGGAACUCCAAAUGGGCAGGGCUUAAAGUGAAAGCUCUCAAGUAUGUUGUUCCUUCAAUUAUCCUGUGCUGGAUUGUGAACAUGCUGGUAAAUGUCAUUUAUCUUAUGUUUCUGAGUGGAGAUUUGAGCAACAAAAGCAUCACAAACAGAAAGCGUUUUGGACACUGUUCUUCUGUUCGUCAUGACCAAACCAGAGACUCAUUAUAUGCAGCAUUGCUGUCCUUCCCUGAUGUGUUCUGUUUUGUGGUCAUGAUCUGGGCCAGUGGUUCCACAGUUCUCAUCCUGUACAGGCACAAGCAGAGGGUCCAAAACAUUCACAGCAUCAAGAUCUCCUCCAUAUCUUCCCCUGAGUCCAGAGCCACCAAAACCAUCCUUCUUGUGGUGAGCACCUUUGUUAAUUUUAACACUCUUUCCACCAUCUGUAACAUUGUUUUGAGUCUUUUGAAUAAUCCUAGUUUGUUCUUUGUGAACAGCUCUGCCAUAGUCACUGCAUGCUUCCCAACUAUCAGCCCCUUUCUGAUCAUGAGUCGUGACUCCAGAAUAUCCAGGCUCUGUUUUGCUGAGAAAAGAAAUACAAACUCCCCUACCCUUAGGAGAAAGAUGUAA
Molecule: messenger RNA, 942 nt
Organism: Budorcas taxicolor (takin)
Lineage: Eukaryota; Metazoa; Chordata; Mammalia; Artiodactyla; Bovidae
Product: vomeronasal type-1 receptor 4-like
Exons: 1
Coding region: 1-942 (313 amino acids)
Biological process (GO): G protein-coupled receptor signaling pathway
Cellular component (GO): membrane
Molecular function (GO): pheromone receptor activity
Source: RefSeq, a predicted model, not a curated record